Molecule: messenger RNA, 3754 nt
Organism: Anolis sagrei ordinatus
Lineage: Eukaryota; Metazoa; Chordata; Lepidosauria; Squamata; Anolidae
Source: RefSeq, a predicted model, not a curated record
GCUCAAUGCUUCCUGCUCAUUGAGUGCUGUUGCUAGAGCGGCCUCCUGGAAGUGAGAAGAGGCUUUGCAAAGGGAAGAAGCUUUGGAGCUGGAAGGCAGCAGGGAGGAAGAAGUUUUUUAUUCAACUGGUGCCCUGAGUAAGGUCUUUUUUCCCCCACCCCUAGCCAAAUCCUCCUAUUUACUGCUAUAAGACCAACCAGGGAAGCAGAAGCUGGAUAUUUUCUUCCUUCGCAAUAGUCAAGCAAAGAAGCAGGAGGUUUUUCUGUGGUUCUCAAGUUGAGAUUGCUUCCCUUACUGGAGCAUACUAGAGUUGGAAGGGAACACACGGACCAUCCAAUCCAACUCCAUUCUGCCAUGCAGGAAGAUACAGCCAAAUAAUUAUUCCUCUAUCUCUUCAGUUGUCAAUAUUCUUCAAUUGUAAACAUUUGGUAGGGCAGAAUUAAGACGGAGCAAUGAAAGAGCACUUAUAUGCAGAGCUGGACCUAGAAGGACGACCGGUCAGAGCGGGAAACACCGCUAGGGCAGCUCAACCCGAAUCUAUGGCUGAACGGUCAAGUUGGGGAGCAUCGCAAGAGGGCAAAGGAGGCCCAAACAAAGGGAUGCAACAGCACUGGGAGGCCCAAUGGCAGGAGUUCCUGAAGACACUGCAACCCAUUCACACAAGAUGGGAAACGCCAACCGUGCCAGAGAUCGCCCCAUGGGAAGACGCCAAAGCCUUCCUGGCCUCCUUCGAGCAAGUGGCCAAAGCCUGUCGAUGGCCAAAGGAAGAGUGGGCGGCCCGGCUUUUGCCGGCACUGAGCGGAGAAGCAGAGCAAGCCUUUCAGAGCCUGGAAGCCGGAGACAGGGAAGAUUACAGGAAAGUGAAAGCUGUCAUCUUGCGAGAGGAUGCCCUGAGAAUGGAGCUGCAGCGCCAGCAUUUUCGGGAGUUUUUCUGCCAGAAGGUUGAGGAUCCGCAAAGGGUUUAUGGUCAACUCCAGGAGCUUUGCCGUCGGUGGCUGAAGCCGGAGAGACGCAGCAAGGAGCAGAUUUUGGAGCUACUUAUCCUGGAGCAAUUCCUGGCCAGUCUUCCCCAAGAUCUCCAAAUCUGGAUCCGAGCGGGAGGCCCAGAUACCUGUUCCCAAGCUGUGGCCCUGGCAGAGGACUUCCUCCUCAAGAGACAGCAAGAGAAUGAAACAGGGAAAUGGCAGGGGGUAAAAAAGGAGGCAUGCCUGGAUUCUGAGAAUACAGAGGAAGAUCCCUCAGAGGCUGUAAAAGGAGAGAUCCAUAAAGAAGAUAGACAAAGCAGUGAGACAGUCAAGUGCCCCAUCGAGGGCAGUUCAUCGCUUUCUCCAGAAGAACAGAGAAUCAUCGUGAGUAACAUCAAAGAGGAACCAGUGGAUCUCCAGGAAACUGACCCAUCUGUGCAGAUAGCCUGGCAGAACAUGACCCAGCCAAGUCAACAGACUAUUGUUUGGCAAGUUCUGCAAGAGGAUGAUGGGCAGGUGGAUGCAUUAGGUAAGGACCUUUCGACUUACCAGAAGUACCUCUGUUUUCUUACUUUCUUCUAUCCCGUAUCUGCCUUUGUCUCUACAGGUAACAAUAUGGGAAGUCAGGUCAAGUUGGAAAAUUCUCCAUAUGAAGAAAAAGAGCUGGAAGACAUCCCACAACGACUUCCACAGAAAACCCACAGGAUUGUGCUGGGAAUGUGUGAGGAGAGAUGGAAGUCUAAAGGCAUACGGAAGAAGUGUGCCCUAAAGAAGGGGAAGGAGGGCGCUGAAAGCCGAGAAGGAUUUAUAGCACCAGUUACUCAGCCUUCCAAAGUACAUAUGAAGGAGGGAAUGCUCUUAUUCUCCAUACAUGAUAGACGAUAUCACUAUGGAUCCGAUGUCGACACGAUAAGUACCAGAGAUAGCUCCGCGGCAGAGGAAAACAUUCGGCGAUAUUCCCACCAAGAAAUGCCAACAAGAGAGAAUAAAUCUCGGUCAAGUGAGCAUGGAAAUGGAAGUAAUUUAGGCAAGUUUCAGGCUGCCCAAAGAGAAGGGAAACCUCAGAACGUUCCCGAAUCCGGGAAGAAGUUUUGUUAUCCAGCGUCACUCCCAAGAAUUCAAGGAGUUGAAAACGAAGGGAGACGAUUUGAAUGCCCUUUUUGUCGGAAGUGCUUCAGUAGGCAAGAGCAUUUGAUGAAUCACCAGCAGCUUCAUACAGGAGAGAAGCUACACGAAUGUCCCGAAUGUAGAAAAAUCUUCGCUUCCAGACAGGCAUUAAGGAGACACCAGGGAAUCCACAGUCUGGUGAAACCCUACAAAUGCUCUCAGUGUGGGAAAUCCUUCAGCCAGCGGAGAAAUCUGACAAUCCACCAAAGAAUUCAUACGGGAGAGAAACCAUACAAAUGCUCCGAAUGUGGGAAGAAGUUCAGUCGUACUCAGUGCCUGAAGAACCACCAGACGAUUCACACUGGGGACAAACCGCACAAGUGUUCUCAGUGUGGCAAAUGUUUCAACCAGAGGAGGUACCUGAAGAACCACCAGAGAAUUCACACUGGACUGAAGCCUUACGAAUGCCCUCAGUGCGGGAAAUGUUUCAGCAUGGCAGAGUAUUUGAGGAACCACCAGAGAAUUCAUAGCGGUGUGAAACCGUUCCAGUGCUCUCAAUGUGGGAAGAGCUACAUCCAGAAAGUUGCCUUGAUAAGUCAUCAGAGAAUUCAUGCCGCAGAGAAUCCCAAAAAAUCUUCCUAGUGUGGCGAAUGCUUUCGUGAAGGGAGACAUCCAAAGAGCAAUGAAAGGAUGUAAUGUAUUUUGCAUCAUAAUAGUUGCACUCCCCCCCCUUUCUGUGUGAAAAGGGGGUGCGACUAUUACAGGGUGAAAGCGCUACAUCCAGAAAGUCGCCUUGAUAAGUCAUCAGAGAAUUCAUGCCGCAGAGAAUCCCAAAAAAUGUUCCUAGUGGGGCGAACACUUCAGUGAAGGGAGACAUCCAAAGAGCAAUGAAAGGAUGUAAUGUAUUUCACCUCAUAAUAGCUGCACUCCCCCCGCCCUUUUGAGUGAAAUGGGGGUGCGACUAUUACAGGGUGAAAGCGCUACAUCCAGAAAGUCGCCUUGAUAAGUCAUCAGAGAAUCCCAAAAAAAAUUCCUCGUCUGGCGAAUGCUUUGGUGAAGGGAGACAUCCAAAGAGCAAUGAAAAAAAAGGGGGUGCAACUAUUACAUGGUGAAAGCGCUACAUCCAGAAAGUCACCUUGAUAAGUCAUCAGAGAAUCCCCAAAAAUGUUCCUAGUGUGGCGAACACUUUGGUGAAGGGAGACAUCCAAAGAGCAAGAAAAGGAUGUAAUGUAUUUCACCUACUAAUAGUCACACUCUUCCCCCUUUUUUAGUGAAAAGGAGGUGAGACUAUUACAUGGUGAAACAUUCCAGCGACAGAGCUUUAGUCGUCUGGAAGAGAGUGAAGACCCAUAAUGGGUAAGGGGUCAAGCAUCCAGACAAGUUAAUUAAAGGUGUGACUAUUAUGCAAUGAAUACUAGAAAUAUCAAUGUAUGCCCCCCAAAAUGAGAGUGCAACUAUUAUGCAGUGGUGACUAUUAAGCAGUGAAAUAUGAUAUAUUUUCCAUAUGAAAUGGUAUGAGAGAAACUUUGAUCAGCGGGAUUUACUCUAUAUACUCAUGUAUAUGUUUAGAAAUUUAAGUUAAAACAAUCAACCCGAAAAUCACCUGGGUCAAUUUAUCAGCGGGUCAGUGUGAGUGCUGUACGUUAACUCUUACCAAAAUAAAAUAAAAUAAAAAAGAUUAA